Molecule: messenger RNA, 1328 nt
Organism: Amaranthus tricolor (Joseph's coat)
Lineage: Eukaryota; Viridiplantae; Streptophyta; Magnoliopsida; Caryophyllales; Amaranthaceae
Product: heat stress transcription factor B-4-like
Exons: 2
Coding region: 78-878 (266 amino acids)
Biological process (GO): regulation of transcription by RNA polymerase II
Cellular component (GO): nucleus
Molecular function (GO): DNA-binding transcription factor activity; RNA polymerase II cis-regulatory region sequence-specific DNA binding
Source: RefSeq, a predicted model, not a curated record
GUUAUUCAAUAUAAAUAGCCUUCAAAACAACACACGAGAUUCAUCUUUCUUGGUUAUUACACUAUUGUGAACAAGAAAUGAGAGUUUUGGAGGAGAAUUGUGAAGGUAUGAUAGUAUCAUUAGACACAAUAAGAUCAGUUCCGGCUCCAUUUCUUUCAAAAACAUAUGAAUUAGUAGAUGAUCCAACAACUGAUCAUAUUGUAUGUUGGGGUCAACAUGAGUCUACCUUCAUUGUUUGGCGUCCUUCUGAGUUUGCUCGUCAUCUUCUUCCUAAUUACUUCAAGCACAGCAAUUUCUCCAGCUUUGUUCGCCAGCUCAACACAUAUGGUUUUAGAAAGAUAGUUUCAGACAGAUGGGAGUUUGCAAAUGAGUACUUCAAAAGAGGACAAAAACACUUAUUAUGUGAAAUCCACCGUAGAAAAACAGGCCAAAUUCAACAAAGCACAAACAUUAAUUUUAGUAAUAACACCAAUAAUAUGCUAUCAUACAGGCGUUGCCUGAGCCUUUCUCCACCACCAAACACUGCAGAAUCAGACUGUUCUCUGCCAUUAUCAACACCCAAAUCGUAUGUCCAUACACUGAUCACAACCCUAUCAGAAGACAAUGAAAAACUACGUCGUUCCAAUACUAUGCUCAUGUCUGAAAUUACCCACAUGAAAAAACUGUAUAAUGAUAUUUUUAAUUACUUUGUUCAUAACUAUAAUAGUUUAAAGUCUGUUUCUUACCCAUCUGUUGGGAUUUCUUCAAAUUUAGAUCAGUUUGUUAAGAAAUCAGGUAAUGUGGAUGAUGAUGAACGUAAUAGUAACAGUUGCAAGACAAAGAUAUUUGGUGUUGCCAUUGCUAUGCAAUCAAAGAAGAGAUUACAUUCUGAAUUCUGAUAAAAAAUCAGACGAUUGAGACUUGAGAGAUUUGUUGGAAAAGAGCCAAAGGAAAAAGAUUCACCUGACCCGUAUUAAAUUAUGUAAAGUAUCUAUGAUAUCUUAGGGUCUCAAUCACAAGCUUAAACUUUUGAUUGAGUUGAUUUCUUGACAUGAUAUCGAAUUUUGAUUGAAUUGGUUCAUUCACAUAUUAUCACCUUCUUUGGAUAUUGAAUAGGGAAGUGGAAUUUGUCUUUUUUGUUGUAGGGUACUAUAAAAGGGUGAAGGUUAGCAUGUGAGUAAAUUAGUAUAAUAAAUCCAAUGUAUGCCUUUUUAUGUACAUAUUGAUCAAGUAAAAGUCUUGGAUUACGGUAUGGACUUGGUCUAUAUAAAAUUAUUGUGCAUUUUGUUCGUUUAAAGAAUAAAAUCAAAUGAUUUAGGUAAAAAUGAGAGAAUAUUAAAAAAAUGCAC